Colius striatus (speckled mousebird) is the source of this 1986-nucleotide messenger RNA. It is a transcript of the gene XKR4, whose product is annotated as XK related 4. The record is from RefSeq and is a predicted model, not a curated record. Gene Ontology annotation, biological process: engulfment of apoptotic cell; apoptotic process involved in development; phosphatidylserine exposure on apoptotic cell surface. Gene Ontology annotation, cellular component: plasma membrane. NCBI's taxonomy places the organism in Eukaryota, Metazoa, Chordata, Aves, Coliiformes, Coliidae. The coding region runs from base 1 to 1986 and encodes 661 amino acids. The transcript has 3 exons.
AUGGCCGCGAAGUCGGACGGGCGGCGGAAGAUGAAGAAGGGCGGCGAGGUGGCGUUCACGCCGCUGCAGAACUCCGAGCACUCGGGCUCCGUGCAGGCGCUGGCCCCGGGGCUGCCCGCCGGCGCCGGGCCGGGCGGCGGCAGCGACGACGACGAGGCGCCCGGGGGCGGGUGCUGCAGCAGCGGCGGCGGCGGCAGCGGGGACGGCUCGGGCGGUGGCUCCCGUUGCUGUUGCUGCUGCUGCUGCGGCGGCAGAGGAGGAGACGGCGCCGGGGGCGCCGGCGGGGGCUCCCGGGGCUCGGGUGGGGGCUCGUCCUCCUUGUGCCUGCGGCUGGGCAGGGAACAGCGGCGCUACUCGCUGUGGGACUGUCUCUGGAUCCUGGCCGCACUGGCCGUGUACUUCGCGGACGUGGGCACCGACAUCUGGCUGGCGGUCGACUACUACCUGCGGGGCCAGCGCUGGUGGUUCGGGCUCACGCUCUUCUUCGUGCUGCUGGGCUCCCUCUCCGUGCAAGUCUUCAGCUUCCGCUGGUUCGCGCACGACUUCAGCACCGAGGACAGCGCCGCCGCCGCCGGGCACUGCCCCGCCGCCGAGAGCAAGCUGCUGGUGAGCAGCGGCUCGGCGACCGCGGACAUCGACGCCGCUCGCCCCUGCACGCCGCAGCGGCAGGCGUCCACCGCCAGCAAGAGCAACGCCACCAACAGCAGCAGCAACGGCGGCAGCAACGCCGCUGGCACCGCCGGUCCCCGCGCCGGCGGCGGCAGGUCGGCGUCCUGCGCCUUCUGCAUCUGGCUCCUGCAGUCGCUCGUCCACAUCCUGCAGCUCGGGCAGGUCUGGAGGUAUUUCCACACAAUAUACUUGGGUAUCCGGAGUCGCCAGAGUGGAGAGAAUGACAGAUGGCGGUUUUAUUGGAAAAUGGUGUAUGAGUAUGCAGAUGUGAGUAUGCUGCAUUUGCUAGCCACGUUUCUGGAAAGUGCACCACAGCUGGUCCUGCAACUCUGUAUUGUUGUACAGACUCGUACACUCCAGGCUCUCCAAGGUCUUACUGCUGCAGCGUCUCUCGUAUCGCUGGCUUGGGCUUUGGCUUCCUACCAAAAGGCCCUCCGUGACUCCCGUGAUGACAAGAAACCCAUCAGUUACAUGGCUGUUAUAAUCCAGUUUUGCUGGCAUUUCUUCACGAUUGCAGCAAGGGUUAUUACUUUUGCCCUGUUUGCCUCGGUUUUCCAGCUGUACUUCGGGAUCUUCAUCGUGCUGCACUGGUGCAUCAUGACCUUCUGGAUUGUCCACUGCGAGACAGAGUUUUGCAUCACUAAGUGGGAGGAGAUAGUUUUUGACAUGGUCGUUGGGAUAAUCUAUAUCUUCAGCUGGUUCAAUGUCAAGGAAGGAAGGACACGCUGCAGGCUCUUCAUUUACUAUUUUGUGAUCCUUUUAGAAAACAGCGCCUUGAGUGCUCUCUGGUAUCUGUACAAGGCCCCACCAAUCUCUGAUGCAUUUGCCAUACCAGCACUAUGUGUAGUGUUCAGCAGCUUUUUAACAGGCAUUGUUUUUAUGUUAAUGUACUAUGCCUUCUUUCACCCCAACGGACCAAAGUUUGGGCAGUCACCAAGCUGUGCUUGUGAGGACCCUGCCACUACCUUCACCCUACCCUCAGAAGUGGCAACAAACACUCUACGGUCCAUCUCCAACAACCGGAGUGUCACAAGCGAGCGGGAUCAAAAGUUUGCGGAGAGGGAUGGGUGUGUGCCUGUGUUUCAGGUGAGACCCACUGCACCAUCCACACCUUCAUCCCGGCCACCAAGGAUUGAGGAGUCGGUCAUUAAAAUCGAUCUGUUCAGGAACAGGUACCCAGCGUGGGAGAGACACGUGUUGGACAGGAGCCUGAGGAAGGCUAUCUUAGCAUUUGAAUGUUCCCCUGCUCCUCCACGGCUACAGUAUAAAGAUGAUGCCCUUAUCCAGGAGCGCCUGGAAUAUGAAACCACGUUAUAA